Molecule: messenger RNA, 6326 nt
Organism: Nasonia vitripennis (jewel wasp)
Lineage: Eukaryota; Metazoa; Arthropoda; Insecta; Hymenoptera; Pteromalidae
Product: extensin
Exons: 16
Coding region: 955-3993 (1012 amino acids)
Cellular component (GO): nucleus
Molecular function (GO): RNA binding
Source: RefSeq, a predicted model, not a curated record
AUCUCUCUCUAUCUGUCUUUCUCGCGUGCGCGACUUGCGCCGUCCCUCUGCAGAAGCUAUAGUGUGUGCAUGUGUGUGUGUGUGCAAGAGACCUGCGAGCUGCGAGCAGCAGUCAAUCGAUGAUCGAAGCCAGCGUGUAAUCGCUUUCGCGGAAAGCAGUCUACUCCCAGCCAGUGCAGUGUAGCUCAUCCGCGCGCGAAGUAUCAUCACCGGAAGCUGCUGGUCAUCGUCGUCGCGGAGAAUACCUACGUCUUAUUAUAUACAACCUACCUCCUAUUCUCUCGUCGUCUAUCUCUCUCUUUCUCGCGCGCGCGCGCGUGUUUGUGUGUGUGCGUGUGUGUGUGUGUGUGUUACAUACGCGAGUGUUGUCUCCCUCUGUAUCUCCGUGGUGCGCGAGACGAGCAGUUAUAGAAAGAGCACCCGCGGCUAUUUUUUGCGGAUUGACUCCGGCGCAAGAUGAAGCUGCUCUGCGUUGUUUUGCCGCCGCUGCUCUGAACGGGGGGCGGCUUGAGCUCUCGACGCCGAGAGAGUGCUGAGGACCCCGAGAGAUAGCUACUCAUACUCACCCCUUUUUUGUCCGAGAGGAGCCGCACUGAGAGUUUUGGCAGGCUAUUCAGCAUCCGUAUGUACAAGUGAGAGGGAGCAGAUUUUCAAUUUUCAACCGAUCUAAACGUGGAAGCCUACAUGGAUACACAUCGUCGGGAUGAAAUUUCUUCGAUAGUGCACUGUAGGGCUUUGAUUACUCCAUUUUCAUAUGUUAGAUUCAACGGAGCAUUGUCCUUAGAAACGUGAUAAAUCAUAUGAGCACUAAUAGGCAUGUGAAAAAGUUUAGCUAUAUUGGAUACUGUACAGUAAAACAACAUGACAGUAGCAGCCAACUUAGGCAAAUCCAUUGUUGCUGGAUCUGUACAUUUAUUGUAAGAAAUCUUAGAUUGUACAUCUAUAACCGCAAUCAUGAAAAAAGGGGCAAACGCAGGGAUCAGGAUGAAUUCCUUGCAUGUAGCCAAGGCAAAAUUGAAAACCAUGGAUGGUAAUAACAAGCUUAUGCCAAACUCUAAUGGUGGGUAUAAAGGAACCGAAAUGUACACAACAGAGUUUGAAAUAAAUGAAACUCCACCUAGUGCACGCACCUUGUUAACAAAGGGUUACAUACAAGAUGAGAUUAAUUCUUUCUCAGGUGCCACUGUAUCUACUCGUGGACGUUUUAUGACUGAACAAGAAAAAGCUCGUUGUCCUCAUGAACGUCCUCUUUAUUUGUAUAUACAAGGACAUACUAAACAUAAUAUUGAUUUGGCUGUACAAAAAAUUAAUGAUAUAAUUAAGACCGAGCAUAGGAGUUCUUUAAAUAGACCAAGCCGUUUUACAAAUGCGCCACCACCAUUAAUGAGUUUACAUUCAGGAGUACCAUCCGUUGAGAAAAUUUGCGUGGGUAUCGAGAAUGCGCCACAAGGUUUUGAUUUACGAGGCCGCAUUGUCGGAGCAGGAGGUGCAAAUUUAUUGUACAUUAGAGGAGAAACUGGUGCUACGGUAACGCUGCGAGGUCGAGGUUCUCAAUUUGUUGAUCCGGCUUUAGGAACAGAAUCACCAGAGCCUCUUCAUCUAUGCAUAGAGCAUCCAAAUCCUGUAGCGCUGCAAAAUGCGAAACAGUUAGCAAUCAAUUUAAUACAAACUAUGCAGUCAGAGUUACAGUCUUACAUACAACAGCAGCCUCCACCAGUUCAAUCACAGCAAGUGAUUCAACAACCAUCAAUGCAACAAAUACAACAAGCGCAAUUUCAAACUAUGAAUAUUGGUACAUUAGGUCAGCCAAACGUUGUUACGAUUCAUCAAGAUAUGAUACAGCAUCCUCAAAGCAGUGUGGUAUCACUACCAGCUACAAUAAUUACAGCCACAGUAGCUGGUGGACCAGGUCCAGGACAUCCCAUACCGACUGGAGUUCACGUUCCAGCUCCACAGGGGCCAAUGCCACCGACGGAUCAACCUCAAGUGCAGCUAAUUGGUCCGCCGCCCGGAAUGAAUCAAGUUCAAUAUCAAAUACAUCCCGGCCAACAACUGCAGAUCCAAGGAAUGCCACCUCCGGGCUCGCAAAAUUCUCCGCAACCCAUGACCCAGAUGUAUGUUAUGAGCCAACCGCCGCCUCAGCAAAAUUUUAUGAGCAGCAGUGCGCCCAUCAACGGAGCCGUUUCAUAUGUAUAUACUCAACCUAGGCCUACAACACCGUCUCAAAGCAUGAUCGAAGCCGUCAACGUUAAUUUGCAACAACCUCCACCUUCAGGUCCAAUGAACAUGAAUCAGCAACCACCACCACCCCCAUCUUUAAUGCACAUGCAUUUCCCACCCCCGUUUCCACCAAAUCAGCCACCGCCGCCCAUCUCACAGACUUACCAGAUUCAGUAUCAUCAGCCAGUGCAGACAACUGUAGCCCAAGGCCAGACCCAGUUUGUUAUUCAGCACGGUGGCGAACAUGGUGCACCACCUCCGCAACAGAUGCAGCAAAAUCAUGAGCCGCCUCCCCAGGGAAUGGCGCCUCCACCUCCACAGCAUAUGCCACCACAGUUUGACGGACAGCCGCCGCCUCAGAUGCAGAUUCAUGGACCGCCACCCGUGUCACAGGGCUACAUGGUUCCGACUUCGCAAGCGAUGCCUGAUCACAAUCCGCCGCUACCUCCGCCAGGAAGCGAAAUGCAACAUCCGCCCGAUGGUCCAGUGGAUCCAGGAAUGCCACCGCAGCCAGUUCCUCCUCCACAGAUGGUUCCGCCACCAUCUGUUAAUCAAAUUCAACAUUCCAUGAACAUAUUAACAAGCGUACCUCCGCCAUCUCAUCCGCCUCCGCAGGCAGCUCCAUGGCUAUAUCAAGGUCAACCAAUGCCGCAACCACCUCAAGGUCAAAUACAGGUACAAAUGCCGCCUACAUCUGUACCACAUCACGGAGUGCCACCUCCGGAAAUGCAGCCUCAACUACAGUAUCAUCCGCAACAAGUUCACUAUCAAAACGGCCAAAUGCAGUCGCAAAUGCAUUAUCCCGUCCAACCGCCGCAACCUCAGCCACAUUUUGAUCAAACUUCUGACAUACCUGAUCAUCACAAAGGGCAGGGUGUAAAAAGAAGAUUUUCGGACGUCGAUGGAGCACCAGAGCCUCUGAUGCAUCAAAUGAAUAGACCGCCUACGCAACGCCAUGGUACUGGCAGAGAUGCUGGCGAGCAGCAACAGCAGCAGCAGCAACAACAGCAGCACCUGAUGCACGGACCACCAGGAGCUGGCGCGACACUUCCACCGGGCGAACGCGCCGGCGGCGGCAAGCAGCUGCUAAUGCCACCUCCGUAUCCAGAUGAACGGCGCAACAUGGGCCAGCAGUUUGCUGGACAUAAUCCAGGAUGUGAGCAGCCGAUGAACGGCGAACAUGGCAGAAACGUCGGACCAGGGCCGCCUCCACCGCCACCGGUUUCCCAUCCGAUGGGUCUACAACCGGGUGGACAGACACCCUGGCAGGGGCAUUACGCCCGAUAUCCGCCCAACAGGCCACCUCCGAUGCCUCGCGAGGGUGAGCAGCAUCACAUGCCCUAUCACGGCGCGCCUCCACCACCCAUCAAUAUGCCUCCGCCGCAGAUGAGACUUGUUCAGGGGGCCGAUGGGAGUCGAUCACCUAGUCAAAGCGCGCUGCCAGAUCAUCCGGUGAGCGCGGGCUUGGAGUACAACCACAUGCAGCCGCCGUACACCACGAUGAAGCCACCGGCACCACCUCCUCCGCCAUCGGCAAUUCCUUUAGUGCAGUCAAUCUGUAAUCCACCGCCACCUCCGCCGUCGCCACCUACCUACACACAAUCGCGACAACAGCAGCAGGGUGGACCUCGAGGACCUCCCAUGCAGCGCUACCAUAAUCAUCAUCACCCGCACCAUCAUCACCAACCGCAGCAUCAUCACCAUCCGCAUCACCACCAUCAGGUGCCGGUCUCGCAGUCACCGCCCACUUCUGCGCCGCCCUGGAUGAAUUAACUAUCGCGACGACGGGCCAGACAAGGUCGCGUUCGGCCGGGGAUUCCAUUUUGCUCUCGACGGAGUUGCUGAUCUUAGUUUGCUGCUCCAAAGUGAUGAGAUAUCCUAAUCUGACAAAGCAAGGAUUUGAAGCAAUGAAUACGCGACAAUCUUCGUACUGUUUGCGUUGGUUUAGAACAAAAAAUCUAGCACUUUUAGAUUUGUAACUUUUAUUGUUCGGUAUUUAACCCGAGCAUUUGUGACACACAAAACUGCAUCAAAGGUUUCUGACUUUAGUUAUUAGAUUUCGUUAGAGAUUGUUAUUUAGGAAUACACUUGAUUGGUAAUUAUGGGGACGAGUGAAAUUUGUUGAUUUUUGUUUUAAGUACUAGUCGCAAGAAACAAACGUAAAAUGUGAGAAGGACCCCAAUGUUGGGUGAUGUAGGUACUUAAAGAAUGAUUGAGUGAAUUGCUGUUUUUUCUUUUUUUUAAUAAUACGCUUCUUGUACUAAAAAUCAGUAGUUUUCUUCUUACUUUGUUAAAGUUUUGAUUGUUUAAAAACGAGACUUUGUAUUAUUCUUCGAUGAUAAUGAAUCAUUUUAGAACGCUAUUGCCUGUACAUAAAACUAAUGCUCAAACUAGCUGUUAAAUCAAAAAAUCCUAUUGUAUUUUAAGGACACAAAGUGUUGAGAAUCAAUACUUUUCCAAUCCGACAAAGUUGCAAUAAAUAUAGAAGUGUAGUUUACGUGCAUAAAACUAUGUGCAAUAUUCUGCAUGUUUAAUGAGCAUAUUUAAUAAAAGUUAACUCGUUAAUAGUCCAAUGAAGAGUCAAAAAUAAAAAUAGACUAGAUAUUCAUACAUUCUAAAACCUAGAAGUGUCAAGGUCUGUCGUACCCAUUUUUCUUAGAUCGUUUCACUCGGCAGAAAAUCUGUUAUACCCUUAUUUUGAUAAAUAAACUCGUACAUUAUUUUGAAUAUAAUAGAUACAAUAUUUUUAGUUUCCAUGAAACAUGAAAGUUUUUGAGCUUACUCGCAUUCAAUGAAGGUUAUUUUUGAGAAACGGAAACAGCACUUUAUGAGAAAAUGUCCUUACGAGAUAAUAUAAUGUAAAGACCAAGUAUUUUAAGAAAUAGUAGUUAAGUAAUUUAUUCAACCAAUCUUUGAGUUUUCUGUAACCCAUAUUUUGCUGUCCGAAUUUAUUACCUUGAUUCUUGAAUAAGUAUGAAGUCUCGUUUUUAAAGCAUUUACUCUAACUAUUGUUUAAAAAACAAGUAAUUCGAUAAAUUCGUUGUUUAAAAAAUGAUAGGAGUAACAGAAAUAUCACGAAGCUUUAAAAAUUAUUAAAGCACGGACACUUACGUGUAUUGUGAAGUAAUUUUAAAUUAGUGAAUAACAAAUAAGGAUUAUUACAGUCGUAUCCUUUCAUUGGUUAAUGAUAUGAAGACAUAAUGAACUAGAAAAGUAUCAUAGUGCAUCUCAUGAACCGUGUCAAUUUGUUCCAUGCGAUGAUAUUGUCGCUCCACUCGCUAGCUUCAAAAAUGGAUUGUUUAAACGAUAUUUUUUCAUAGAACUAUUUGUAAAUAUGAACAUUAAGAUUUACGGAAGCACUAGUUUUAAGUGAAAUAUCGAAAUCUUUUGGACGUGUCACACUGAAUUUUUGUUUGUUACAUACGAAAGUUACUUCUGUAGAAUAAAACAAGUUCUUUCGGUAUGAUGUGAUAAACGUCGUGACAUUAAUUGAAAAUUGUUCAAUGCAAUGUUACGCAAAGUUGAAAGGAAUCUAAUUAUAACUAAACAAAUUAUCAAGCCAAACUCUAACAAAACUGUUUGUCAUUUUGCUUUUAUAUGAACUGAUCUAGGUAAAAGCAAAAGUAUAGCGUAUGCUAAAGGAGUGUAAUGUUCGUAGAUGGGUUUUAUAUUUAAUGAACCGCUUACUGAUUAUUAUAUUUUUUGUACAUAGAUAAAAAUGACGGCUUAACCGUUGCAGUAAGUGAUAAGCAGAUUCAUUAUGUUGCCAUUAAGCGACGAGAGAAGCUGAACAUAAAAAAAAACUAAUACGUCGAUUCUUUUAACUUGAAGAAAAUUAGAAAGAAUCGAAUUUGUAGAUAAUUACUGAAGAGUUUCGAGUUGCGAAAGUCAGUUUGUAAAUACAAGCUUAGUUUUAAGUUGUUCAUUUAUCAAAAAUACGUAAUCGUAUUCAGUGUUACAUUUUCUUGGAGCGCAGAUUGUGCACUGCCACAGAAAAAACUGAAGUAUGUUUUGGGUGCGACAUUUUAUUUAUUGAUCAACAUAUUGUUAUCGAAUUGUAUUUUAUAUUUCGAUAGUGAAAAAAUUAAAAUAAAAUAAGUAAGUAU